Serendipita indica DSM 11827 is the source of this 1995-nucleotide messenger RNA. NCBI's taxonomy places the organism in Eukaryota, Fungi, Basidiomycota, Agaricomycetes, Sebacinales, Serendipitaceae. The record is from the annotation of a GenBank genome assembly.
AUGUCAGGUAAAUAUACUACUCACUACGACCCGCAGACUGCAUUAGGAACCGAAAGGCUCAACAACUCGACGGCAUUUCCAUCUAGUUGGCUUCAGAGCAACGAUGAUGCUGAAGGCGCCCCGAUUCAGCCGACAGUUUGGAGUGUCUAUAUGCGGAAAGGACAUAAUUACGACGAUGACCUAGUAAAGGAUGCGAAUAAUACGGUGGAUGUACUUCUCAUUUUCGCCGGUCUCUUCUCAGCAGUGCUCUCUGCAUUCAUUCAAAUAACGUAUCCGAAGCUGCAGCCCGAUCAGGGGGAGAUCUUGCUCGCCAUCCUGCAGGAGACUCGUCGACCUGGGAGUACAAGUCAGGAGAAGUUCAGGAUACCGGCAUAUGUGGUCAGUGUCAACUGCUUUCUGUUCGCCGGUCUCUUCAUCAGCAUAUUUGUUGCACUACUGGGCAUCCUGGUCAAACAAUGGACCCGAAGCUAUCAACGCAACCUCAAAGCUGUGUCCUCUACACAACUUCGUGCACGCAUCCGCCAUUACAGAUAUAAGGGGAUCAAGAAGUGGAAGUUGUCGGGGUUUGUCGCCUUCCUCUCGAUCUGUAUGCAUCUCGCCCUAUUCGUGUCCGCGGUCGGAAUACUCCAACUGCUAUUCGCGACUGCUCCAGCGGCUGGAAUUGUCGCACUCGUAGUCUUUGGGAUCGGCACUAUCAUUUUCUUUGUCACCAGUUUCAUCCCCCUUUUCCAACCAGAGGCUCCCUUCCAAUCGCCUCUGUCGAAGGGUCUGAUCUGGGUUUCUACCUGGGUAGGGCGCAAGGUUACCUGGAUUGGGCAGAAGAUAUAUGUCCCCUCCCAUCUGCGGGGUGGCAAGGAGAGUGGUGUCGAGGGAGAUAAGGAGGGCAAUGUGAAGGGAGACAAAGAGAGCAGUUCGGACGCAGGUCUGGAGGAUGAUCUUGGACAUUCUCCCAAGGAAGCGACAAAGGAGAUCAGUCGCGUGCGCAAGCGGCUCGAGCUUGACCUCGAUAUCAUCGCUUCUCUGAUAAAGCGAGCGGACAAGUCAACCGAGAGGGCGAUCCUCGACUUGUGUUUUGAACAUCUUCCGAAUCUCGUUACACUGGAGCGCAAACACCCCCAUAUCAUCCUCGAAAAGGAAAUCAUUACCGAGGUUUAUAUCUUUCUUGCAAAGGUAUUUGGUGUGAAAGCAGUCGACGAGACCCGCCGCAAAAGGGCAGUAUUACUUUGCGAGUUCCUGCGAUGGUUCCUUUCCAUUGAAGGGUGCUCAGAUCAGCGUUAUGCUAUCAAAGACCGGCUCAACAAGGACAGCUUCGACCCAAAAGAGCUUCCGACUGCUCUAGCAAAGUAUAGUGAUCCCAACCCAACUGGCCAAGUAAAGGAGAGCGAUACCAAAAACGUCGUUAUAGCGUACUCCGCACUUGGUCGUAUCGAUCACUUGUCCGAGCAGCAACGUGACGACCAGGGGUGCGCUCAUUGCGAGAAGAGCCUAGCGAGUAUCCAAGACAAGAACCAGGAUCGCAACGCGAGGAUGGAAAACAUUAGCAAGUUUAUUAUCGGAUUCUCCGACUGCCUCCUUGUUUGUGACCGUAAUAAGACGCAACCACGUGAAGCGCAGUGUGAAACGGCACUAGGUGCACUGAAAUCUGUCCUGGAGCCUCCUGAUUUACCCAAGAAUGCAGUCAACGACUUUGUCCCAUGGGAUAAGGAGAAAGCCGUGUGGAAAUCUGCCCUCGAGCAGAAAAAGAAUGGGACUGGAGAACUGCCAAGGAUAUGGUUCAACCCCGCAAUCGACUUCAUCAACACGGUCAAGAGCAAUCCGACGCCUAGGGAUCCCACGCGACAGGCUAGUUCCCAAAGUAUUGCCAGUGCGUUGGGAAUUCGCAAGCCAAGUCGAAGUCCAGGCCGCGGACGACCGACUGGAGGCACUCCCGAUUUGCGUGCCGAUACAAGUACCGCGACACAUCUUGUAAUUCCGAGACCAGACCAAAGGCCAUAA